AUGGUUCAGCUUCAUUUCAAUGGUUUUUAUUUUUGGCUGACAAAAAAGAAAGAGAAAAGGAAUGUGGCUUUCUAUAUCGAACAUCUUUUCGGCAGGUCAUCAUCAUCGAGUUACUUAUAUGAUCUGAAUAAUUUUGGAAUUUGCCGUCUCGAUUUUUAUUCCCAGCGUCCAGCGGAAGCUGGGAGUAAGAGGAGGUUGUUUUCUUCAAUCAUUAAGCAGGAUGUCCAAUCUUCUCCUGACGUUGACCGGCCAACAUCGCCUCCAGGAGGUGACAAUAUACGGGCGGCGUUAGUGAUCACGGAGUUUACGCAGCCUUGGCUCUCCCACGAGUGCAAGGGGAACACAAAGAAACAGGCACCACAAGCGAAUUAUGAAGCCACGGACCGGAACCGCUUCAAGUGCCAAUACUGCACGUACACGACGCCCUACAGAUCGAAGCUUCCCGUUCAUGAGCGUGUUCACACUGGAGAACAGCCGUAUCAGUGCAGCAUCUGUGCUAAGGUGUUUUCGCGGAAAGACAACUUGAAUGAACAUUUGCGCUUUCACACCGGGGAGAAACCAUUUGCGUGUGAACACUGCGAGCGCAAGUUCAGCCACAAGUCGGACCUGACAAAGCACAGACGUUGUCACACUGGCGAGAAACCGUAUGGGUGUCCGAUAUGCCACAAAAUGUUUGCACACAAGGGAAACAUGCUCGACCAUCAGCGAACGCACACUGGUGAACGGCCGUUCAGGUGCAGCUUUUGCACGUACAGCUGCGGAUACAAGCGGGACCUCAACAGGCACAUUCAGACGCACAUGGGAGAAAAAUAUGCGUGCGUGCGCUGCCCGAAGAUGUUCUCACGUCCACAUUUGCUGAGGCAACAUGAAAACGUGCAUCAUGGGAUGAUGUUGCAAAUUGAUGGGUCACAGCAGCCAGUAGGGAUUGAUUAUGAGCAUUUGCAACAUAGCUCAGCUGUGUGAAGUAACUUUCAAGUACCCUCAGGAGGAGAACUUUGAAAUGCUGGGCCUUAUGCAACCUGCUUGACUUUAAAUGCCGGAUAGUAUAAGUAACGAGUAUGUACAAAAUAUUUGGUUCUGUGUAACAGAAGUUUGUGAUAUCUUG
This is a messenger RNA of Ornithodoros turicata, 1105 nucleotides long. RefSeq names its product zinc finger protein 501-like. The transcript is spliced from 3 exons. NCBI's taxonomy places the organism in Eukaryota, Metazoa, Arthropoda, Arachnida, Ixodida, Argasidae. Gene Ontology annotation, molecular function: DNA-binding transcription factor activity, RNA polymerase II-specific. The record is from RefSeq and is a predicted model, not a curated record. Gene Ontology annotation, biological process: regulation of transcription by RNA polymerase II. Bases 1 to 963 code for a protein of 320 amino acids. Gene Ontology annotation, cellular component: nucleus.